GACAACCGGAAAUGGGCGAGCGGGCCGGAAGUUGGGGGGAGUUUCCUUCGAGCUAGGCUUCCUCAACAUGGCAGCGCCCUUGUCAGUGGAGGUGGAGUUCGGAGGCGGUGCAGAGCUCCUGUUUGACGGAGUAAAGAAACAUCAAGUUACUUUGCCUGGGCAGGAGGAGCCCUGGGACAUCCGGAACCUCCUUGUCUGGAUCAAGAAGAAUUUGCUAAAAGAGCGGCCAGAACUGUUCAUCCAGGGAGACAGCGUGCGGCCAGGAAUUCUGGUGCUGAUUAACGAUGCCGACUGGGAACUGCUGGGGGAGCUGGACUACCAGCUGCAGGACCAGGACAGCGUCCUCUUCAUCUCUACACUGCACGGUGGCUGAGGGCCCCUCCGCCUGGGCCUUUUGCAAGGGGAGAUCAGAACAGUCAGACAGCCCCUUGGGCUCUGCUUGCAGGCCUCCCUGUCCCCCUUGGCUGCCUUCUUCCCUGCUCUGUCCCUUGAGCUCCCUCCAGGCAGAGAAAGGAGGCCAGGUGCUAAAAAUGGGCCUUUCUCAGCCAGCACGUGAGCAGGGGAAAGCGGGCAGUGGCUGGGGCCCCCUCUGGUGUAUCAGGAGUGGAGGGGGCUCUGCGGCCAGGUGACCCCGCUGCCUCCGCUCCCCGUGUCUCGGUCUGUACGCUGAGUGACUGCCAGCAAGGCGCUGCAGCUCCAGGGCCAUCUUGCGGGGAGGACGGGUGGGCCUGGAGAGCUGAAGGCCGGCCCUGCCUUCCAGAUCGAGGGCUCUGCGCCUCAGUUUCCCCAUCUGGACAGUAGGGAGCUGUGCCUGUCCCCCACUGAUACCAUUAUGGAGCCCCAGCUGGGGUCCCCUAUUCAGUGCUGACCCCCUUCCCCCAACCCAGCAGCUGCUCUCCCAGCCACACCCCUCCUCCCCCUGCUCCCCAGCCCUUGACCCUGGCUGGCCCCCCCACAGGCCACCAGAUGGGCUCCCGGGAGCCUCCCCAGUCUUUGUACAGCCCGUUCUGCUGGAGGCGGUAGGGAGGAAGGCCCUAGCCUUGGACUGGCCAGCAGAGGCCUGGCCCAGGGGUCAGUGUCCCUCAGUUGCUUCCCCUGCACCGAGUAUAGUGUCUGAAACUUGGGGAGAUGCUUGGUGGCACAAGUCUGGCUCACAGGCAGAGUGGGGGGCGGGCAGCACCUGGUAGGCAGAGCGGCCUACCCCUCCUCCCUCCUGGAAGCCUUCUGGAAGUCUGGGGGCCUGGUUGCCUGCAACAGCUGGUCUUGGGCAAAUAAAAGGCUAGGUUGUUCACCAGCCUUGCUGAGGGCUGCAUCCUUAGAGACAGGUGGUGCCCAUCUCUCCCCUGCCACGGCCUCUGGGAUGACCUUCCUGUCCUGUGCCUAGGGCCCUCAGCUGCCCUUUACCCAAAAGGCUGAAACUCAGACUGCCCUGAGGGGUGGUCCUGUAGGGGUGUCUGGAGAAGGAGGUGCAGAGCCAGUCUGUACUGACCACUCUGGGUCCCAGGACACAACCCAGCCAGGCUUUGUCCCAUCACCUGCAGCCAGAGCCCCGUCCCCACGCUGGGAUUGGCAUAAAAGAACCUGCUGAACCCCCUUUCCUUCCAUAACCUGGAGAAAAGAGCUUUGUCUGCCGGAGGGAGACCUUAAAAAAGAAUUGGGGCACCAACAUCAUCCUGCCAAAUCUUAGAAUGUUGCUUUUCAUUAAAUGUCAAUAAUUUAAGGUGGAAAUUUCUCAUCCUGUGGAGAUGAAAGUGCCAGAUGUCCCAGAUGUAUUGGGAGGUGCACAUCAUUCUCUAGGGGACAGGUGGCCGGGCCGGUGGGCUUCUCCAGCCCACUGCAGUGCAGGCCUCCCAUGAGUGGUGGGAGUAGCCAUGUUGGGGUUACGGUAGGGGCUGGGCUGGGUGCUCUCCACAGAGCCUGGCUGACCAGCCCUCUCUAGGUGCUGAGAUCAGGGUGUCCCUAACAGAGAACAGAGUGGGGGAUCUAAGAUGGCCCAGCAACCUCACUUUGGAGGGUCAGCCUGGCCCAAUUCCUGCAGCCUAGCGGUCCCUGCGUUCCUCCAGCUCCCGAGCUGCAGGACUGGCCCAAAGUCGCACACGGUAUUCCAGGUCCGGGAAGCUGGGUGCUAGGGUUCCUCUCCGUGCCUGAGGAGGACUGGGGUUGAGAGAUGGAGGGUUCCCUGCCCCCGUCGCACCCUAGUUAAUGCUGAGCAGCAGAGCUGAGAAGGGCGGUGGGGAAGGCUGGGCUGUCUCCCACGGCAGGGUGCUGGCCCCACAGUGGGGACUGGCAGGGCCAAGACGCUCCGGACCACAGCAGGUUACCCUCAGCCCCGAGCCCCCGCCCCACGCCUGGGUGGCGACAGGUGACCCGGGUUCACCAGCAGCAGCUCCCCACAGUCCCCUCCCAAGCAACUCCUGACCCCUGCUUUUGAGGAAAUAAACAAAUAAAUAAAUCCCA
Messenger RNA from Chinchilla lanigera (long-tailed chinchilla), 2457 nucleotides. It is a transcript of the gene Urm1, whose product is annotated as ubiquitin related modifier 1. Gene Ontology annotation, biological process: tRNA thio-modification; protein urmylation. The record is from RefSeq and is a predicted model, not a curated record. The transcript is spliced from 5 exons. Bases 68 to 373 code for a protein of 101 amino acids. Gene Ontology annotation, molecular function: protein tag activity. NCBI's taxonomy places the organism in Eukaryota, Metazoa, Chordata, Mammalia, Rodentia, Chinchillidae. Gene Ontology annotation, cellular component: nucleus; cytoplasm.